CUUACAUAGGGAAUAGACAUUGUUUUUCCGACUCUAGUGGACUUUCAUCCUGGAAAUUGCAAUAGUUUUAUCCAAACACGGUAAAUAUACCUGUGCAAAAAAUUUUUUUUCUCCUGAUGAUGGAUCAUUAAAGGCUAUAGUGCAGCAGUGUUUUGUGACGGAAGAAAGCCACGAGGCAGUUGAGUCAGGGCGGGAACUGUGUGACUCACUGACUUCCUCACUAGGUUUAUAGUAACUCGUGGAGCUGAACAGAAGAGACUCUGCGCUAUGGCUGAGAGAAACCCCUGAACUUCCACACCGCACAUAAUAACCGCUAGCAGGAAUAGACAAACCAUUUUUUUUUGUUUUUUUUUUUUUUUUUCAUUUGUAUCCUCAGAUCUGUGAUAGUGAAGUUACAUCGGUCUCCACUUUUUUUUUCUAGAGGUUGACACUGACUGGGGAAACAUGAGCGAGCGUUUUGAUUGCGAUAACUGCAAAGAAUCCCUGUACGGGAGGAAGUACAUCCAGGCAGAGGAGAAUCCAUACUGCAUCCCCUGCUAUGACAGUCUGUUUGCCAACACCUGUGAUGAGUGCAAGGAGCUGAUAGGCCAUGAUGCACGGGAGCUGUUCUAUGAAGAUAGGCACUACCAUGAGCACUGUUUCCGUUGUUUCCGCUGUGACCGGUCACUGGCUGAUGAGCCCUUCACAAGCCAGGAUGACGCUUUGCUCUGCAAUGACUGUUACUGCAAUGAGUUCUCUUCCAAAUGCGUCGCAUGUGACAAGACCGUCAUGCCUGGCACUAGAAAGCUGGAGUAUGCUGGCAACACAUGGCAUGAGGGCUGUUUCAUUUGCAGCAGUUGUAAGCAGCCUAUUGGCUCCAAGUCCUUUAUCCCAGAUAAGGAUGAUCACUACUGUGUGCCUUGCUAUGAAAACAAGUUUGCCCCUCGCUGUACUCGAUGCAAACAGGUCUUGGCCAAAGGUGGUGUGACCUACCGCGAUGAGCCGUGGCAUAAGGAGUGCUUUUUGUGUGCAGGCUGCAAAGUGCAGCUAGCUGGCCAGCACUUCACUUCCCGAGACGACCACCCCUACUGCAUUAAGUGUUUUGGAACCCUCUACGCUAAGAAGUGUGAGGCCUGUAGCAAACCAAUCACAGGUUUCGGUGGAGGGAAGUACAUUUCAUUUGAGGAGCGGCAGUGGCACCAGUCUUGCUUCACCUGCACCCGGUGUUCGGUGUCUCUUGUAGGAGCUGGUUUCUUUCCUGAGAGGGAUGAGAUCCUGUGCCGCGAAUGCAACAGCAAUCUAUAGAGCCUUAUUUAGAAUACUCUCCAUUCUGCCAAUCUCUCCCUCUUUCUGUCUCUCUCUCUCUUUCUCUCUCUCUCUUAUACACACAUACACAAACACACCUACAACCAUGUCUCUAUGCAUCCAUAGAGUUUUAGAAAUACUGAUUGGCUCAGCAAAAGCUGUGGUGAUUACAAUAUGCCUAUUUGAUAGUCAGUCUGGGGUGUUUGUAAAGCAUACAAGCAACUUUUUGGCAGAUGGUGCAACCUCCCCUUUUCUUGUAAGGUAAAGAUAAGUUUAUUUGUCUAAGAAUUUUCUUGUUUGCAAAAGAAUGACUAUGCAAGACCAUGCUUGUUAGAAACUAGUCUUUUCAGAAUUGUGCCUUACUAGUUUGCAUUGCUCACCCUGUGUGCUUUCACUUUAUAUAAAUUAAUGCCCUCAUUGUAGGUUCUAUUUUUUUUUUUUUUUUUUUUUUUAACUUAAAACCACAGCGAACUCAGGCGUAGCUCAGUGUGCUACGUGUCCCACUCUUUUUUUCAUCAAACUGCAGAUUCCUUAGCUGCACUGCUUGCUUUGUUGAGAUGGAAAGCAGUCCAUCAUUUUUUCCAUUCAGUAGUGCUUAAGCAAUGCUUAAGAUAAACCACCCCCUCUCUCUCAUCCUAGGACUAAAAACAGGAGAUGUAGUAAUUAUUAUAAAGACAUAAUCCACCCAUUCUGUAUUUGUCCUGGUUCAGUUGAAUUGAUUUGACUGUUAAGAGAGAGAGCUAAUAAUGUGUAGUUGAGUAUAUGAUUGCAACCUAUAAAACACCUUAGACAGAUUCCUCCUUAAACUUCAGAGUGCUCUGUGGCCCACUAGAAAGGUUAAUUUCCACAAAAAAAACUUAAUUUUGUUGUAUUGGCCACAAGAACACAUGCUUGGCAAGGCUUUGUAUCUGAAAGGUCUGCUCCAAGUCUGGUAAAGUUAAUAAAAAUGCUGGUGUGACUAUUUGAGGUUUGUCGUUUUUAAGCACUUUUGAUGUGUUUCUGUUUCUGUUUCUGUUUUGUUUUUGAUUAUAUUGUAUGUCAAACUGCAUUAAACGGUUAUUCCAAAUAAAUGUAUGUAUAUCACACCAAAAAAGCAACUUACAAGAAGUGUGGGAAAUGAAGUGUGAUGUGUUUUUAUAGAAAACAUUCAUGCAUUUGCACUAUGGAUUAAAUUAAAUAUAUCUUAAACACAGACAUCAAUAAUAAUGAUAAUGAAAAGACAUAUUAUGCAUACACUGCAUAUAAACACAAUACAAACCACUGCCUGCUUUCUCUUUCUGAAUUCCUUAUAUAAUCUUUGGUCUACUAUAUACAUAUGCAAUACUUUUCUGUUUUUCCUUAGUCUUUUAUAUGCAACAUGCUAUUUUUUUUUCACAUUUGAUGAGUGAAUGACAGGGCAAGUCCCAUGAAAAUGUAUGUUCAAAUAUGAAUAUGUCAGCAGAAUGGAAUGCAUGCAUUUAUUGUGGUUUUUUUUUCCUUUCACCUUUAUCAUUUAUUGCUUUGUUACUGAAGAUAAUAUUACUAAUUUCACCAUAAAAUAUUUCUAAAUGUAUGUAUUCACUUUGAGCUUUGAUGCUGGCUAGUCAGAGUUAGCUAAUGCUUUUUUUUUAAAUUGUUUAUAGAAAUAUGUAAUACGGACAUUUGGAAUGGAAAAGAGGUUUAAAAAUAAUUCAUUCUGAUCAAAAUGUUGAUGUUAUUUGUUAAUAAAUCUUUUAUAAAUUAA
This is a messenger RNA of Silurus meridionalis, 3007 nucleotides long. RefSeq names its product four and a half LIM domains 3a (gene fhl3a). Gene Ontology annotation, cellular component: nucleus; stress fiber; Z disc. NCBI's taxonomy places the organism in Eukaryota, Metazoa, Chordata, Actinopteri, Siluriformes, Siluridae. The transcript is spliced from 6 exons. The record is from RefSeq and is a predicted model, not a curated record. Gene Ontology annotation, molecular function: actin binding; transcription coregulator activity. Gene Ontology annotation, biological process: actin cytoskeleton organization. The coding region runs from base 445 to 1284 and encodes 279 amino acids.